This is a messenger RNA of Diceros bicornis minor, 5723 nucleotides long. It is a transcript of the gene MARCHF8, whose product is annotated as membrane associated ring-CH-type finger 8. The record is from RefSeq and is a predicted model, not a curated record. The coding region runs from base 634 to 2346 and encodes 570 amino acids. Gene Ontology annotation, biological process: antigen processing and presentation of peptide antigen via MHC class II; protein polyubiquitination; immune response. Gene Ontology annotation, cellular component: late endosome membrane; cytoplasm; early endosome membrane. The transcript has 9 exons. Gene Ontology annotation, molecular function: MHC protein binding; ubiquitin protein ligase activity; zinc ion binding. NCBI's taxonomy places the organism in Eukaryota, Metazoa, Chordata, Mammalia, Perissodactyla, Rhinocerotidae.
GUCCGCGACAGGUGGGCUGGGCGGGGGCGGCCGCCGAGGCCCGGGUUCCGCUCCGCCCUGGGCCGGGGGCCCGGCGCGGAGCCGGCCGAAAAGCGGCAGCGACCCCGGGCCGUGGGCCCGUCCGCCCCGGUGCUCCAGGCUGCUCUUGGAGCUGGGCCACCCCCGGGGCCGCAGCAGCCUCCGUUGGGCGCUGAGGGCCCUGGGCGGCCGGCGUGGAGUCCCCGUCGAAUCCUGCCCUCUCGGGCUGCGAGACCUUGGGCCAGUCAGCCCUCGCCCGUGGCCUGAGUUUCCGCUUCUGUAAAAUGACAGUCGGGACUGGGUGACCUGCGAGGACCUUCCACUUCUGACGUGGCUGAUCUCGAGAGAGAUCUGCAGACACUGGAGCUGCAGCAGGGAAAGCAUAGAUUUAGUCUGGGAAAGUCCAAAGGAUGUCAAUUGGAGAUAUUUUCCUCAAGCGACCAUUUGAAUGUGAAUUCUGCUAGGAAGUAGGGAGCACUUUUGUCCUGGAUGACGUCAUCUACUUUUCAGAGUACCAGUACUUAGUACUCAUUACAGCUUCAAGUCCAUGGCCCAAAAUGACUCUACCACUGGAGACUCUCUUCCGUAAAGAAGAAGACCAGACAGGAGGCUGGGAUGAGCAUGCCACUGCAUCAGAUCUCUGCCAUUCCAUCCCAGGAUGCCACCUCUGCUAGAGUCUACAGAAAUAAGACCAAAGAAAAGGAGAGGGAAGAGCAGAAUGAGAAGACUUUGGGACGUUCCAUGAGUCAUUCAAGUAACGUUUCUAAGGCUGGGGGUCCUCCGCUGGCGUCAGCUCCAGGGUCCAUCUUCCCUCGCACUUCUGUCACGCCAUCCCAUCAGGACAUCUGCAGUUCCAGUGCAGUGUUUUCUGAGUGUUGUCACCACAGUCCUAUGCAGUCUGCUGUUGUCUUGAAAACUCCUCAAUGCCAGAAUUCUCUGACACAAGGGCUCACUGUGACAGUUAUCUGUAAAGACACGUUACAGGCAUCAAAGAGAAAUUCCUGUGGUUCAGAAUGGGUCCAGGCCUUGAAGCCUGCUAAGAAUACCAAAGCCAGAAGAACACUGAAGUUCUCAAAAUCUCUAAAUGAUGUGGGUGAAAAGGCCCAGGAUACUUUGAAAAGUUUUGACUAUGUGGGAAGAACUUGCUCUGAAGGGAAACUGAUACUCCCCCAGGAUCUGUGUCUCAAAAUUAACAGGUUCCAUCAUAAAGAAAAAAGAACACUGAAUUGCAAACCUCUUGGCAAUUCCAAACAUUCUUGUGUUUCAUCCCUUUCUGCCAUUCAUUCAACUGCCUCAGAGGUGGAAGCUGGCAAGAGGGGUAUGCACGUCCCGCUUUUGGAAGAGAAAGCAGAUGGCGAGGCUGUGUCCAGAGGCCGACGACUGCUCCGGUACUUGUUCUCACUCUCGCACGGCUCAAGUGCCAGCAGCCUGCACAGGUUCCACGAGUUGGAGGGUUGUGCCGCUCACCUGCACACUGCCAAGUCCUCCAGCGGGCUGGCAGGGAGCGUGGGCUUCUGCUCCGACGAAAUGGGAGAUGACGAUGUCUUUGAGGACAGCACUUCUGCAAAAUUGAAGAGCAGGGUCCUGCGGGCGCCCCUCUGCUCAGUGGAGAAGGACAGUGACCUGGAUUGUCCUUCUCCCCUCUCUGAAAAAUGCCCUCCCAUUUCUCCUGUGUCCACGUCAGGGGAUGCCUGCAGGAUCUGUCACUGUGAAGGGGAUGAUGAGAGCCCUUUGAUCACCCCCUGCCACUGCACGGGGAGCCUCCACUUCGUGCACCAGGCCUGCCUACAGCAGUGGAUCAAGAGCUCUGACACGCGCUGCUGCGAGCUGUGCAAGUACGAGUUCAUCAUGGAGACCAAGCUGAAGCCCCUGAGGAAAUGGGAGAACUUGCAGAUGACGGGCAGUGAGCGUAGGAAGAUCAUGUGCUCAGUGAUAUUUCAUGUCAUCGCCAUCAUCUGUGUGGUCUGGUCUUUGUACGUGCUCAUCGACCGCACCGUUGAGGAGAUCAAGCAGGGGCAUGCAACAGGAAUCCUAGAGUGGCCCUUUUGGACUAAAUUGGUGGUCGUGGCCAUCGGCUUUACCGGCGGACUUCUUUUUAUGUAUGUUCAGUGCAAAGUGUAUGUACAAUUAUGGAAGAGACUCAAGGCUUAUAACAGAGUAAUCUAUGUUCAAAACUGUCCAGACACAAGCAAAAGGAGUACUUUUGAAAAAUCUGCACUAACAGAGCCCAACUUUGAAAAUAAAGAUGGACGUGGAGUCUGUCAUUCCGACACAAGCUCUUCUUGCACAGACCCUGAAGACACUGGAGCAGAAAUCAUUCACAUCUGAUUGUGUGAAGGGUGUAGUUUUCCUGGACAUCCAUGAAUAGCUGAAGGAAAUUGUUUACUGCCAACUGUGUACCUUUUCUUAUGUCCUUUAAUAGCAUAGACUGCGCAGGUGACUAUUUUUAAUGUCUUCUCUUUUUCUAAACCCUCCUUAGUGAAUCUCCUGGCAAGCCCUCACAUCAGCUGUGCACAGCUAGCUUCCACUUCUGCCAGCAUGUCUGUGGGAAGGGAAGGUGGAAGACCCCAUGACACCAUGAUGGGGAGCUGGCUGGGUUCUGGCCUGUGGUCUUGAGCAGAAUGAGAGAAUAAAAUGCCAAACCUGAGGGAAGAACAGGAGCAAGGUGGCACCCAGGCCCUGACGCACAGCCUCUUCCACUUGGCAGCAGUCCCCACCCUGGAGCGGAGUGUUCGGGAGUGUCUGGUCAUGAUGAGACGAUUUACCUCCUCCCUGAGGAGAGCCCAGGGAGAUGAGCUUCCUCUGCUGAUGUUGCCGCCGACAGUUCUCCCGAGCAGACGGGCCGUGGUGCUCUGUGCAUGGUGGCAAGUGAUUCACUAAGCAAACAGCACUUUACGAAAAGAGAAUCUUUAUUUUGUAAUAUGUGUGUCCAGUGGGAUUGACACUUAAAAGAACGUCUCGUUUAGAAACCUUCCCUUCAUGACCCUGAUUAUCUCUUUUACAUUAUAAUAGAUCUAAAACCUUUUUGCCUUAUAUAGUCUAUAUCCACUCUGUGGCCAUAAAAGGGACUUGUGAGUAUAGAGCAGGACAAACAGAUGUGAGGCUUUUUCAUAACAUUUCAUGGGAAUUAAUGGAUGCUAAGUGGCAAUUUAAGCAUAAUUCCAGUGGUUUCCAGCCUGUGUUAUAAGUUUUUAUGUCAUAGGCUUGCCCUCAAAGUUUCUUUUUUGUCGCCACUGAAAAAGAUGGGUUUAUGAGAACUAAACAAAAGGAAAAGAGUAAUUAGAACAAAAUUGAAUAUUUAAAACCUACUCCUUUACAGACAAACCUCUCCAGGGUGUGCUGGCUUCAUGCUGAGAGUGAGUGUGCACUGCCCUGCUCUGGGGUGUGCACACUGUGGUGCUCCAGGGUGCCCACCACCUUGGCCAGCUUCUGCUCCUGGGAGAGUCUGUGGAUCAUUACCCAGGGCAGAGAGGCAGACAGUCCGGCUCUGAGACAAGGGCCAGGAGUGAGCAGCAAACUGCUGUGGUCCCCUGUGUCACUGCCCCCAGCCACACCCCCACCCAUUUGUCGCCUUAACUGGACUGAACAGAGAGGAUCCUUUAGGGGGCCCUUGGCCCUGCUAUUAGUCUGUUCUGUCAUCAGGGAUUAUCUCCUGUACUAUUUUUCAUAAAACAAACAAAACCAAAAUCACCACCAUCAAAUGGCCUUUGUCCCUUUAAAAAGUCUGCUCAAAAAUUCUGUUUUAAAAACCAGUUUCAUUGCACUAGGCACGUAAGAGUCUAUUCCAGGAAAAUAGGCCAGGAGGGUCUGCAGUGUAACAUGAGUAUGCCCAGAUCCUUACUUUCGGGCAACUCUACACCUGCAGAGCCUCCUCUAGGGAGCGAGAUUCCUGAGGGUCCUGUCCUCUGUCCCCUGAGCCUUAGGUGCUUCAUCCACCCCCUGUGAAGAGGAGGAAGCAAACACAAGAUAGUUCCUUUGCCUUUCACAGUGGAAACCCUGUGGUUUGUUUUGAAAACCAGGACGAGGCUGCAGGGUCUCUAAGCUGUGGGGGCAGGGCAUGUGGUAGCGGGCUCCUCUACCAUCUCCUCCCACCCCGAGUCUGACUCAUCAGGAUCACUGUCUAGUGUAAGGAACUGCUCUGCCGUGGCCUUCCUCUGGCCAGGCAGGCACUGUCCAGCCACAGCCAACCCCUGAAAAUAGGUCAGCCUGCCUUCGCUCUGUCUUUCAGGCCACAUCCAGCCCCGUGCCUGUGUCCACUGUGCCCCAAAGUGCAAUUACCCACACCCCUUCUCAGCCUGACGACACCUGGCAGCUACAGACUGUCCACUUAGGGGAGCUGAAUCAGACAAGGCCCCCUUGUCCCUGCCACCCUCUAACAGCAGGUGAGUGGUCAAGUGAAGACUGGGAUCAAGUUUUAAAUGGGAAUCCUUCCCCUUCCCCCAAUGGAAUCCGUUAUGCUGAACUUGAAAAGCUCUGAGACCUUCUCUGGAGAGGAAAGCGUGCUUAGGGAGGGGUAGCACCUGGGCAGCCCACCCUUGAUGGCAAAGGUGCCUUUACAACCACGACUAUUCUGUUGCCCCCACACCCAAUGAGAUGCUCCUGUGAAGCCCUCUCACGGCUUUCCAUGAAGGCCUAACACCAUCUUAUCACCUCCAGCUGAGCUCCUAAAAGCCCUCUGCCUGUGGACAGUCUGUCUCAUGGCCUUCUUUCCUCUCCUGGAACGGCAUACAGCUGUCCCCCUGCCUUUCUCUUUUCUUGCAGUUUCUAGUUGAGCACCUCUGACCGCAUUCUCAGCCCCAGCUCUAACCUCUACCCUCCAGGGACUGACUGGAGCAUGAAGCCCUGGCAAGGUAGUGCUGUCCUGCCACCUAGUGGGAGCAGCGGAUGUGCCAGAUGUUCCUUUAGUCUGUGUCACCUUGCCCUCUAGGUUCUUUUGGGGGUUAAUUAUUCCCCAGUUUCUCUUCAUUUUUCACCUGGCUUUAGUGGGAGGAUGGCACUUGGCUGAACCACAUAGGAACGUGAGAUGAGCUUGCCCGUCUCAGGGCCAGGAGGGCUGGUACUUGUGGGCCAGGCAAGGGGGAGAGGGAGGCAGGCAGCCUUGGAGUGUCACCAGCCAGCCCUCUCUGAUUUGGCCUUUACUCCCCCAAAAGUUACAGUACAACUCAAGGGCUUCUGACUUUGGCUGCCAGCAGUAAUUUGGUUUUUGUGCCCUUGUUUAAGAUUUUCUUGGAAACUGUAAAAGGUCUCUUCCUACUCCAGGCUUCUAGUGUCUCUUCCUUUUUUGCUUCAGUCUACUCUUUUCAAUCUUAUGGGUUUAGUUUCCCCACUUGUGGGUGUGCCCUACCUGGCUACAGACAUGCAGGCCCCAGGCAGUUGGGCUGGUUCCAGGACCUCAGGUAACGCCACAGGGUUGGAGCUGUGUCCGCUGCCCAGUGGGAGACUGCAGGGUGGAGGAGGCCAGGAACAGCAGGGUGAGGGUCCACAAUGCAGUGGAUUUGGCCUGAUGCAAGUACACUUUUGAAAUAAUUUCCCCUUUGGAUCUGAUUUGAAAUAUGCAGCUUCUAUCUCUAGCUCAAGGAAAGACUGAAACCUAGGGAAGUAAAAGCAUUUAUCCUUGUUGUGGAAGUAAUUAAGUUGUGUGGCUCAUCACCUAUUUAGAUGCAAUGUUUAUAGAAAGUUGAUUGUUAAUAAAAACCAAAUUUACA